CUGACAGUGUGGCAAGAGGAGACAUGUUAUACACAGACCUCAGACUGAAGAUGAUGAUGCUGAUGUGGAUUACAGCAAUGCUUUUUAAUAAAAUUGCAGAUUCUACACAGACCGAGGGCGUCAAUCAACCGAACACAAUGAUCACUGCUGAUGUGGGUGAGAACGUGACUCUGCACUGCUUUCGACCGGGAGAGGAAAAUACCGAUUCCAUCGUCUGGUACAAACAAAAAGUCGGACAUGAACCUUGUGUAAUGGUCUCAGUUCAGCAUGAACCCAAAUAUGAGAAAGAAUUCAAUCCACCAAAAUUCAGCAUUGAGAAAGAAAUAAAAGAAAAAGGCUUCCAUUUGAAAAUUGCCAACGUGGAACCAUCAGAUGAAGCCAUGUAUUACUGUGGAUAUAGAAAAUUUUUUAUAAGGUUUGGAAAGGGAACAUUUUUAGCAGUGAAAGGUGAUGGAGAUGUAAAAGUGUCAGUGUUCCAGAGCGUCGUGUCGGACUCGGUUCCUGCAGGAGCGUCAGUGACUCUGCAGUGCUCGGUUCUCUCUAAGAGCAGAUCAGCAGAUCUCCAAGUGCUCUGGUUCAGAGCUGCUCCACCACAACCCCGUCCUCAAAUCAUUUACACUCAUCACAACAGCAGCCAUCAGUGUGAGAGCGGCUCUUCUACACACACCUGUGUGUACAACUUCUCCAAGAACAUCCUCAGCCUCAGUGAUACUGGAACUUACUACUGCGCUGUGGCCGUGUGUGGGAAGAUCAUUUUUGGGAACGGGACACGAGUACAGUUGGAGAGAUCUGUGGAUCCUGUAGUGAUCUACCUCGCUGUAGCUUUGGGAUUGUGUGUGGUCGUGAUCUUUGCUUUGAUCUUUGUCAUAACCUGUGGAUGGAGACACUUUGAAAAACGCAGGGUGAGACGCAAACAAGGUUCUGUGACGGACAAGACCCUCAAUCAGGACUGUGACAGUGUGGAGCUGAAUUAUGCUGCCUUACAUGUCAAUGAGAGGAGAGCCAAAAUAGGACGAGUGAAGAAACAACAACCUCAAGACGUUAUAUAUUCUGAUGUGCGACGUCCUUCUGUAACUUAGAUUUGAUCUCUAAUCUGAUUCAGUGUCAUUAGUUCUGUUAUCAGGUUUCAUUUGUACUGUAGAUAUGUUUUUGUUAAUGAUUGUUAAACUGAAAUCUGUAUGAUCUAGAAGUCUCAAAAUCUCUGAAACACUGGAACACUGGA
Messenger RNA from Ictalurus punctatus (channel catfish), 1222 nucleotides. RefSeq lists its product as uncharacterized. Gene Ontology annotation, biological process: response to bacterium. The coding region runs from base 24 to 1079 and encodes 351 amino acids. The transcript has 6 exons. NCBI's taxonomy places the organism in Eukaryota, Metazoa, Chordata, Actinopteri, Siluriformes, Ictaluridae. The record is from RefSeq and is a predicted model, not a curated record.